AUGCGAUCGGGCGUAGCGCGCGCUGUGUGGGAUCAGUAUAGGGAGCUGAAGAAGGAGGCAAAGCGUAUGCCGCAAAAGGAAGAGAGAGGCCGAAGUCCCAAAGAUUGUGAUCUACCCAAAGCGGCAAUCACGGCACUGCACGCCGGCGUCAAUAGUUUCGGCCAACUGCCACCGAACGCGCAAAAUCAGGCCGACGUGGUGUUGAACGGCGGUGGUGGCGGUGCGGCACGGUUGCAUGUCACAGGCGGGCUGUGCGAUACGCCGAAUCCGCAUCAUAAUAACAACAACAAUAACGUGAGCAACAACAACAUGCAACAGCAGGAUCAGAAGCGACAUCGCACCCGCUUCACACCUGCUCAGCUGAACGAGUUGGAGCGUUGCUUUUCGAAAACACACUAUCCGGACAUUUUCAUGCGUGAAGAGAUUGCGAUGCGUAUUGGAUUGACAGAAUCGAGAGUGCAGGUAAGUUUUUAA
This is a messenger RNA of Rhagoletis pomonella (apple maggot), 474 nucleotides long. RefSeq names its product homeobox protein orthopedia-like. The transcript is spliced from 3 exons. Bases 1 to 474 code for a protein of 157 amino acids. Gene Ontology annotation, molecular function: DNA binding. Gene Ontology annotation, biological process: neuron differentiation. The record is from RefSeq and is a predicted model, not a curated record. NCBI's taxonomy places the organism in Eukaryota, Metazoa, Arthropoda, Insecta, Diptera, Tephritidae.